AUGUCUAUCAUUAUCUACAGUAAAAUGGCAGAGGCCAGAAUCUCAGUGGGUCAGGACCAGUUUACCUGUUCGAUCUGUCUGGAUCUACUGAACGAUCCGGUGACUAUUCCCUGUGGGCACACUUACUGUAUGGGCUGUAUUAAGGGCUGCUGGGAUCAGGAUGAUCAUACUGGUGUCUACAGCUGUCCCCAGUGCAGAGAGACCUUCACCCCAAGGCCUGUGUUAAACAAAAACACCAUGUUUGCUGAAGUGGUGGAGAACCUGAAGAAGACAGUUGCUCCUUCUGCUCACUGUUACGCUGGACCUGGAGACGUGGCAUGUGAUGUCUGUGCUGUUAGAAAGCGCAAAGCUUCCACAUCCUGUCUGGUGUGUCUGGCCUCUUACUGUGAAACUCACCUCCAGCCUCAUUAUGAAUCUCCUGCUUUUAAGAGGCACAAACUGGUCCAGGUCACUGGAAACUUGCAGGAGAAGAUCUGCUCUCAUCAUGACAAGCUGCUGGAGGUUUACUGUCGUACUGAUCAGCAGUGUAUCUGUCUGCUGUGCAUGGUGGAGGAACACAGAGGCCAUGAUACAGUCUCAGCUGCAGCAGAAAGGACUGAGAAACAGAAGCAUCUGGGGAAGACACAGAGCAAAUUUCAGCACAGAAUCCAGGAGAGGGAGAGGAAGCUGAAGGAUCUGAGACAGGCUGUGGAGUCACUCACGUGUUCUGCACAGGCAGCAGUGGAGGACAGUGAGAGGAUCUUUAGUGAGCUGAUGCACUCCUUUAAGAGAUGGCGUUUCGAGGUGAAAAAGCUGAUCAGAAAUCAGGAGAAGGCUGCAGUGAGUCGGGCUGAAAGACUCCUGGAGCGACUGGAGCAGGAGAUUGCUGAGCUGAGGAGGGGAGAGGCUGAGCUGGAGCAGCUUUCACACACAGAGGAUCACAUCCAUUUCCUCCAGAACUGUCAGUCUCUCUGUGCCCUGCCUGGUUCUGGAGACUUACCCAGCAUCACUGUCAAUCCACACGUCUCUUUUGAGGCUGUGAGGAAAUCUUUCUCUGAACUGAAAGAGCAACUGGAGGAUAUCUGCAAGGGGAAAUUAGAGAAGAUCUGUGAAACAGUGAAAAACUUACAUAUUCUAGAGCCCAGGACCAGAGAGGACUUCUUACAACAGGAAGAUCCAGCCACAGACUGUGCAUUUUGCUUUAUUCCUGUCAGCUCACACUGGACCUCAAUACAGCGCAUAGAAACCUCCGUCUGUCUAGACGGAAGAGAGUGGUGACACGUGUGGAAGAGACCCAGGCAUAUCCUGAUCAUCCAGAAAGAUUCAGCUACUGGCCCCAAGUACUGU
Molecule: messenger RNA, 1326 nt
Organism: Megalops cyprinoides (Indo-Pacific tarpon)
Lineage: Eukaryota; Metazoa; Chordata; Actinopteri; Elopiformes; Megalopidae
Product: E3 ubiquitin/ISG15 ligase TRIM25-like
Exons: 7
Coding region: 1-1257 (418 amino acids)
Molecular function (GO): zinc ion binding
Source: RefSeq, a predicted model, not a curated record